This is a messenger RNA of Seriola dumerili (greater amberjack), 2255 nucleotides long. It is a transcript of the gene cmc2, whose product is annotated as C-X9-C motif containing 2. Bases 320 to 583 code for a protein of 87 amino acids. The transcript is spliced from 5 exons. NCBI's taxonomy places the organism in Eukaryota, Metazoa, Chordata, Actinopteri, Carangiformes, Carangidae. Gene Ontology annotation, cellular component: mitochondrion. The record is from RefSeq and is a predicted model, not a curated record.
CUUCAGCAUUGUAACAGGCAGCAUGUCCUACGGGACCUUGUUGUUUUUGUAGGUUAUAUUGAUGUUAGUACAAGUACAACAAAUUUAGUCGACACUGUAGAAGCAUUACAGUAACCUGAGCGUUACUCAACAGGAAAGAAGACGAAGCCCUUCGUAGGUCUUCCGUGGUUUCAUGGAUUUAUAUUGUCAAUGCUAGCUGACAGCUAGCGGUUAGCUGGCGUGACAUUUCACCGAGGUGUGCAGGAAAACUUCUCCGGUGACCCAGCCUUUCUACUGUAAACGGUAAGUGUCCACUGGAAGAAUAAACUUCAUCAUCACAAUGACAGCUCAGGAAGGAGAGGGAUGGGGAGGCAUUAAUCUGUCACCUCACCUGCACACGGAUGAGUGCAAUGAACUAAUAAGUCAUCUGAGGCAGUGCCACACAGAGCACAAUGUCAUGAAGUUCUUUGGCACGUGUAAUGAUAUGGACCGCGCAAUGCGUCAGUGCCUGAAGAAAGAGAGACUGGAAAAGCGGGAGCGCAGCAAGCAGCAUGCACAAGAGAUGAAAAGGAGGCUGAAAGAAGGGCCCAAGGAGCAUAUCUGAAGGACAUUUUACUGCAACUUUUCCACUGGCAGUGCAGUUUAGAAGUAUUCAGAUAUUGGGACGUUAGUUUAAGCAUUGGCACUGUGUAACAUGCCUCCCCUGCUGUUUUUGUGUCAAGACAGAGCGAAGGUUGUGACUCUGUCUCUGUAAAUUCAGAGGUGAGUGGGUUAUAUCAGGAGUGACAGGUCUAAGUGUGAUUUGGUAGCGUACAUCAGCUACUUCAAGGUGCUGUUAUUAUUGUAUAUUAUUGCUUUACUAUUAUUUUGAUCUGUUGAGAGACACACACAAUCACAGGUAAUUUAAAUGUCAGGAUCAUAUACCAGCAGUGACAAACCUGGCUUAAGUUGUACAGCUUAUUCUUGUAUUUACUGUGUAAUGAACCCUCCUACAACCUUCCAGAACAUUUUAGGUCAUCAUUAAAACAAUAACAUCUAGUACUUUAGAAUAAAAAUGGCUGCUGAUCCUCAUUAAUUCCCCCUAUAUUAGCAGUUUGUUACCACAUCAAAGAGAUCAGUGAAGCUGGUGGCAGAAGCCUUUCAUCCAACCAUUAUUUUAGUUGGCAGGACACCUCAGGAAUAUUCUGGUACCUGAAAGUGAUUCAUAAAAACAUGGAGAGUCCAUUUCAGGGUAUAAAAGAUGCAUAUAAAAACAAAAGAGAGACCCGUGGCUGGGUUACACUCAAUGUCAGUACACAGUACAUACAUACUGAGUAUAUUCAUUGUUGUUUGAAAGUUUAUUUGAAAGGGGAAAUUAUUGGUUCAUGAGAAGUUUGAUUCCAAAUAAAGAGAUAUAAUCAGUUAAGUUGAUAUGUUGUGUAAUUGUAAAACACUGAAACAACUAAGUAUCAAUCAGGGUAUGUACUGGUCUUUGAAAGCCCUCAAAAAGUACCUACUUGUCAUACCUUCAUGCUUUGGCUGGUAUGGUAUUAAAAAUUAAAACAGGUAUUGAAUUCUAUAUGUGGUAUUAAAAAUGGUUAAUGUUCUAACUUCAGCUGGUAAGGUUGUGGAAGGAUGCACUAAACCUCUCUUCAGCUGUCUACUGGCUCUUGGUUGAUAAGUUUGUGUUCCUGUGACUGAAAGUUUAUGUUUAGGUCUCAAGAUGACACCUGAGCCAUUUGCUUGCUUGGGCUCAGAAUCAUUACUAAGUGGACCUUUAAGGCUGAAUAAUCUUUAUCACAUUCAAUAUCCUUUCCAAAGGUUGUCUUUUUGUUGUUGUUUUUUUUUUCCAAAAAUCAAACAAAGGCUACAACACUAAAAACUGAUUGCAGCAGAUCUGUUAGAUCAGUUAGAAGGACUCUUACUUCCUUAAAACCUACACAGGAAAUGCCAAGCCCCUGUCUGUCCAACAACUGUUCCAAGUUAAAUGACAAUAGGACUGAAAGAUGUGACCAGCAAAGGAUUCAAAAUGUAGACUGAAGCUCAGUUCCUUCAUAUCUAAAUAAUGAUUUGUAAAUUAUUGCGGUAUCACAGUCAUGACUGUCAACAUCUAUUUUCACACUAUUACUAUACUGUUUUCAGAAAUGUAAAACAAAAAACACAUUGUGAAAGUACUGUUUCUUUAUUUGAAGCAGCUCACUCUACCCAUCACAAAGUAUGGAUCAAUAUUUGACAGAUAUUUAAAUUGUAAGGCACCCCAAGAUGUGCUUUGAGACAAUGUGGGAGAAAAAAAAAAA